AAAAAUAAACCCAGUUUUUGCAUUAUUAAUUGCAUCAGAAUUCAAUUCUGUUUUGUUAUUAACUCAUGGUAAUUUGGGUAUGAAGUUAUUUCUUUUUCUUAAUUGUUGUUUUUAUUUUAUUUUUUACCAAAUUGCUACUGUGAAGCAAUGAGUUGAUCAGCAAAUUUUGGACUUUAAUGAUUAUUAGUAUUAUAUCUAGAAAGUCAAAUGGUUAUGGACCCUUUCCUUCCUUAGAAAGAUAUUCUUGAUAAAAAUGGAAACUUGAUUCCUUGUCAAGAGGGCAAUGAAGUUUGAGUGCUAGCUCAGACCAUGGUAGAUCAUGAAGCUGCUUGUGACCCUUCAAUGAUUUUGAAGGGAUCUGGGCAGAAUUUUGCAGCCCUGCUAUGAAUCUGGCUUGACUAAAUCACAAUGUCAGCUUAUGGCCAUCAAAUGGAACGGGAGUUCUCCUCUCAGAGUCUCUUGAGUAGGGAAGAUACUGAGAGUGGAAGCCAAUAUGUGUUGGAGUCGGGAUUCUACAUGAAAUCUUUUGCUGCAACAAUCUUCAUUGCUGGUCUUCUAAUUGUUGGUGUUCUUUCAGUAACUUUACUUGUAACAUUAGCAGUAAUGUUGCGAUCCUGUGAAAGUAGGAGCAAGGGAAUGGUGGAGAUUGAGAAAGCAAGUGAUAGCUACCAUUAUUGCAAGGCUUUUGCUUUACAUGGGGAACUCAACAGCUUGGAAGAACCCGAGAUUCCUCCAGUCUGCUGGAAUCUAGCCAUUCAUUAUAUCGAAGGGGGAGAAUACGAACGAGACUUAAAUUUCAUGAUUUCGAUGAUUGAGAGCUUCUUCGAUACUAUUUCACCAUCGGACAAUCAUUUGGAUGCUGUGUUAAUAGACAUAGAUGACAUCCUUGCUUCAAAUCAUACAUACACCUAUCAAUCAAUGCACCAGCAACAGUUCAACCAAUAUGGCUCUAACAAACCAAGUGGUUCCAUCGAAGAUGCAGCCAAUCUGAAGCACUGGCGAAUACUGGAAUUGUAUGUGAAGCUUAAGUCAAGAGGAUGGUCUUUGAUUCUAUUAUCAAGGAAGCCUGAGAGACAGCGAAAUGUUACUGCUGAACAGCUCAAGGCUGUGGGAUUUAAUGGUUGGUCUUCUUUGAUUAUGAGGUCAGAUAGCGAAAUGGAAACGGAAACAUGGGAAUACUUUCGUAGACGAAGAACAGCAAUGAAAGAAGGAGGCACUCAAAUAAUCAGUGUCAUUAGCAGCCAAUUGGAUGCUUUAACGGGCUCAUCUUUGGGAAAACGUGUUUUUAAGCUUCCAAAACCUCUGCGUUACAAUUCUCAAACCCCAACACUUUGACGUUAGAUCUGGCGUAUUUUUUAUUUUUUUUCUGCUUACAGUUUCUGGAAAUUUUCAAUUAAACAACAUGGACGAUUGGAGAUUUUCGGGAUACUUGUAUCUACUUCGCCGAAUCUUCUUUUUCAGACAUUGGAAAUUUUCCAACUUUUCAAAAUAACAGACAGAACCAUGCAUCAACUAAAACAAUAUCCAUUUUUAUGAAGCCCAACCAUGCAAAGCCUUCCUUUUUAAGCAGAGACACUCACCAAGUUUGUCUUGAAUAUAUAAAAAUUGAAGUAUUAUAUUACAAAUUUUAUAGAGACCACUUCACCAAGUAGUGUUAGAUGUGAGCAUAUUUUUUUUUUCUAUGUUUAUCAUGUAUUUGAAAGAUGAUAUCCUUUAUAUCUAUAUUUGAGAAUGUGUUUAAAAUA
Messenger RNA from Gossypium arboreum, 1745 nucleotides. RefSeq lists its product as uncharacterized. The record is from RefSeq and is a predicted model, not a curated record. NCBI's taxonomy places the organism in Eukaryota, Viridiplantae, Streptophyta, Magnoliopsida, Malvales, Malvaceae. The coding region runs from base 409 to 1335 and encodes 308 amino acids. The transcript is spliced from 5 exons.